AUGACUAGUCCAACUCGAGUAAUUUCAUCACCAACUGCUUCUCGUGUAACAACUAUUAUUCCAAAUACAACUGUUAUUAGUCCUCGAUCAAUUGCUACUCGUAGUCAAUUGGAAGAAAGUAUCAGUACACUUCAAAGAUCAUGUCAUUGUCUUAAUAGACAAACAUCACUUAAUGGGAGUAUUAUUUCGACUUCAUUUCAAACAGAUGAACAAGAACGUGUUCAAAAGAAAACAUUUACAAAAUGGGUUAAUAUUUAUUUAUCAUUACAUGAACCAACAUACUAUAUCAAUGAUUUAUUCGAAGAUUUUCGAGAUGGAACAAAACUUGUUGCUUUACUUGAAGUUCUUUCAGGACAAACAUUGCCAAUAGAACGAGGAAAAAAACGUGCUCAUUGUCUUAGUAAUGUAGACAAUGCAUUGAAAUAUCUUGAAAGUCGAAAGAUCAAACUAGUCAAUAUACGUCCAAUUGAUAUAGUCGAUGGAAAACCAAUGAUGAUUUUGGGUUUAAUAUGGAUGUUAAUUCUUUGUUAUCAGAUUGAAGAUUCAAGUAUGUUUGAUGAAAAUUCAAAAGAUAAUCGUAGUAAAGCCAAAGAAGCUCUACUUGAAUGGGUUCGAAAGAAAACAUCAGGACAAAUUGAUGGUUUGGAUGUACGAGAUUUUACAUCGAGUUGGCGUGAUGGUCUUGCUUUUAAUGCAUUAAUUCAUGCAAUUAGACCAGAUCUAGUUGAUUUACGUCGUGUUACACGAAUGGAUGUUCGUGAAAGAUUAGAAAAUGCAUUUACUGUUGCUGAACAACAACUUGGUGUACCACGUUUAAUUGAUGCGGAAGAUGUUGAUGUAGUUAAACCAGAUGAAAAAUCUAUAAUGACUUAUGUUGCUCAAUUCUCUCGUCGAUUUCCUGAUUUACCAUUCGGAUCAAUAAAUAAAGAACAUGGAGAACUUCUUCGAUGGGUAGCAGAUAUUCGACAACGUUUAACACUCGUUAUUGAAGCACCCAUCCAAGACAUUCAAGCUGAAUACAAAGAGUAUGUAAAACAACUAAAAGAAUUUAUUGAAAAGCAAAAGCAAUGGAAAGCAUUCGAACGUAAAGAAUCCAAAUCUCCACAUUUUCCCGGUGAAAAAUUAAAAGAAUUAAAAGAUUUCUUUGAUGAUAUUGCACUCAGAAUGAAUCGAUGGAGAUUUAAAUUAGAUUCAAAUCUUCCAGGUGAAUUAGGACAAAUAGCUGAUUGGAUAAAUACAGCUGAAGAAGUUUUAUCUAAAGGAAUUAAUUUUGAUCGAUUCAAUUCAUCACCUGAAGAAAAUAUUCAACGUUUCAAUCAACUUAAUGAAGAACAUGCUGCGAUAUUUAAUGAUAAAGAAGCUAUGUUAAGAACAUUUCAACGCAUAAAACGUGAUGCAUCAAUUAUAAAUAAACAAAUUUCACUUGAACAUUUAACAAAUUUAAAUGAACGUCUUGAUAUAAUAAUGAAUGGUAGUGAAGAACGUGGACGUUAUUUAGAGUUUGAAGAAAUACGUUGGAAAGUACAAAAAAUAUUUGUACAAUUAGAAUUUUUUAUUAUGGAAUUAAAUAAAAAACAAACAAACAAAAUAUUCUAUUAA
Molecule: messenger RNA, 1599 nt
Organism: Rotaria sp. Silwood2
Lineage: Eukaryota; Metazoa; Rotifera; Eurotatoria; Philodinida; Philodinidae
Source: the annotation of a GenBank genome assembly